UGUAAACGUAUCCGUGGUGUGCAAUCAUAUGAUGGUGCAAGCGUUAGUGAUGUAAUGAUGUUUGUCGAUGGGAGACCCGUGCGCUUUAUAUAUCCAUCCGCCUCCCUGCCCUUCCUCCACCUAGUAUAUACUUAAGUUAAGUUACUUCAUGUUAUCCUGAUAUUCCACCUACCACUACGGAGUUACUAUCUUUAGUAUCUUUACCAGUGAAGAAUUCCAACACAAUCGAGUUAUUUUCUUACCAACCCUACGGAAAAAUGGAUCUCGUCCAGAAAUUCGGCCAUCUCAAGCAUGAUCGUCGUCGCAGCUCCGCGCAGCAGCAGCUCGCUGAGGAGGAACGCCAUCAGAACCAGAUGGCCAUCAACAACCUACUAGGAAGCUUCGGUGGCGCGGCGAACGAGCAUCCGGACCGUCGGUCCAGCGGGGCGGGCAACAUGGCCAGUAUGAUCGAGGAGUUCAAUAAGCGGAAGUCGAUUUCGCCGGAGGAGAACGUUGAGCAGAGGGAAUGA
Molecule: messenger RNA, 509 nt
Organism: Aspergillus heteromorphus CBS 117.55
Lineage: Eukaryota; Fungi; Ascomycota; Eurotiomycetes; Eurotiales; Aspergillaceae
Exons: 3
Coding region: 258-509 (83 amino acids)
Source: RefSeq, a predicted model, not a curated record